CAGGAGCUCCGCCGAAUUUUUGUCAAAGCCGACGUCGCGAGUGCAAAAGCCGCAGAGCCCUGAGGACCAGCAAGACGAAACCCCGGACCUCAGCAGCCAUGUCGAGGUGCCAGCAGGUCGGAAGGGCGGUUGCGACAUGCCUGCGGCAGCAGCCCCUCGCGACUCGGCCGUCAAUGGCUGCCGCCGCCCGUGCCUUUUCGAGCACCACUGGGCGGCCUGACGACGCCCCCACCACCGCCACCACGACAACGGCAGAGGAGAAAAAGAAGUCGGAGAAGCCAGAGCCGGCGGGCGCAGGAAGCUCAGGGGGCUCACCAUCACCAACUGGAGCGACCAAGCAGGCAACGGCGGGCAAAAAGUCUAAGAAGGAGGCGCCUAAACAGGAGCCCCCCACCAGCAGGAAACCAAAUGACACCGAUUUUAAGCGGCGCAUGCUGGACCCUGAGGUGACGACGCUGCGCUGGGCUGAGAAGCUGCUUGUGAAGCGGGGGACGCCGCCCGUGGGCUCGCGCCGGCGCAGGGUGGCCAUCCGCACGUCGCAAAACAUACCCUUCGACCAGCUGCCGCUGCAAUGCUUCCAGGAGGCCCGCAAGAUCCUGGUCGCCGACCGCCAGGAGAAGUUAGCUCAGAUAGCGGCCGAGAUGGCCAAGAUCCGGGCCCUCGCGAAGGCGGAGCCACCAAAGGACCGCGAGAACGGCGAGCACGGCAGGCAGCUGCGCCUGGCCAGCCUGCGCGAGUACGUCGAGCGCCUCAAGAUCCUGGCCGACAUUAACGACCCAGAGGUGAAGCGCAGGUUCGAGGACGGGCUGGGGGACAUGAACAAGCCCAUCUACCGGCACCUGGCAGAGAAGAAGUGGCGCUCCUACGCCUUGAAGCUGAUCAAACAGCGCAUCGACCAGUACUACAUCGUGCCGGACCUGCUGCCCAAGUUCGAGCCCAACCUGGACGUGCAGCUGACCUUUAGGCAGCGCAAAGUCUCGCCCGGGGACAUUGUCGACAGCUUAAUAUCCGAGCGGCCCCCGACCCUGCGCGUCCAGUGCUUCACGGGCGGCGAGCGCCUCGUCACCGUCGCCGUCGUUGACUCGGACGUGCCGCUCGUCGACGAGGACGGCUUCGCGCGCCGCUGCCACUUUCUGGCCGCCAACAUCCCCCUGCACCCGACCAGGCCCCUGCUGCCCCUAGGCCAGAUCCGUGAGAGCGGCAGCGGCAGCGGCAGCAACGGCAGCCUCGCCGUCCCCUGGCUCCCCCCUUUUGCCCAAAAGGGCUCCCCCUACCACCGCCUCUCCGUCUUCGUCCUGGACCAGAAGGACAACAAGCCCGUCGACGCAAAGGCCCUGCGCGACGCCUACGGCGCCCGCGACGGCUUCAGCAUCAAGUCGCUGCGCGACAAGUUCCCACUCGUCCCUGCCGGCUUCACCCUCUUCCGGGCCGUGUGGGACGACCACACGGCCGAUGUCAUGGCCCGCCACGACAUCCCCGGCGCCGACGUCGAGCUCAGGCACGCCCGCGUCCACUCCCUCAAGCCGCCCCGCAAGGCCAGGGGUUGGGAGGCCAAGAGGCAGGGGCCCAAGUACAGGCACCUGUGGAAGUACACCCACCGCAUCGGCACGCCCAAGCGCAAGUUUGUGCGCUGAUCGGGGGCGACGACGACGUAGACGGAGGCGUGCUGCUGCUGCUGCUUGCCACUCCUGUAUACUAUUACUAUUCAAUAAAGAGAACUAAAAGCA
Molecule: messenger RNA, 1727 nt
Organism: Gaeumannomyces tritici R3-111a-1
Lineage: Eukaryota; Fungi; Ascomycota; Sordariomycetes; Magnaporthales; Magnaporthaceae
Exons: 2
Coding region: 99-1634 (511 amino acids)
Source: RefSeq, a predicted model, not a curated record